AAGGCCUCAAUCCAACAGAAAGAACCUUAAGAUAUUUGACAUUAAGAACAAUGCUGUCAUCCAACUGUAAAUGAAGAUUACUGACAUUUUUUGAGUCAUUUAUUACUGAGUAGGACAUAAGCUGACCUGGAAACUUGACUUAUUAAUGGGGAAAAAAGCUUCUGCAUUCAAAUGCAACAAAAACAGAAAACCUGCCUGUUACUGAGAACUGAUGAAUAUAUAUUUCCAUCUACUAUGUAGUGAAGAAAUCAUAAUAAUGACAAGUUAGCUGAGUUGAUAACUAUUGAUUUAUUUAUUUAAUAUACUUCAAUUAAAUAUAGUAAAAAGAAAUAGAACCAGAGACACACUGGGUGCUGUGCAACACUUAAGAUGUUCUUUAGCAAUACAAGCUGUGAUGCUGCAUUUGAUUUCCGUUGGAUUUAUCAAAUUUCAUCAAGCUAUCUGAUUUUUAUUUUAUAUAAAUAAAACAUGGAAAUAUGUUUUUUUUAAAAACGUCAAAUUACAACCUGCUUAACAGAAAGGGGGAAAAAGCAUUCUAAAAGACUGAAAACAAGUAAAAAUUAAAGAUAAACAGUAAACAGAAAUAAUAAAAAAGUAGUUUAUAUAUGUGCGAUUUAAAAAAAACAAGAUCAGAUGAAACUGAAACAUAGCAGACGUGAAGUUCAACGAAAUGCAUAAACAUUCUGAGUCAGUUUCCUUCUUUCCUGUGGUGUUUCGCACUUGUUGUUAUAUAAAGUCCCAUAUUUACGACCGUUCCUGAACGCAACAGCACAUAACGUUUCCUGUUGCAGAGAAAAAGAAACUGAAAGAAUAAAUGUGAUUUCAGAGCUCAGGUCGUCGAGAGAGGGUUGCUGUUGUUAUGUCUUCCGACGAGGAUUUCUCUCUGGUUGACGAUCCACAAAUGUCUGAAAACACACUGGAGGGAGUCAAGGCUGCAAUCAGCUGCUACAAGAAGAAGCAUGAGCUGCUGCUGGAGGAGCACAAAGAGCUGGCUGCUGCCAGAGACGACCGGCGGGAUAUGGCCAAGCAGUUCAAGCAACGCACCGACAAACUGAUCCAGGCCACAAAGGACGACCAGCGAUCGCACAACGACCAGCUCGCUAACGAACAGAUGAAGCUGGAUCAGCUGAAGCUGGAGAAUGAUGAACUGAUGAAGGAGCUGCAGAAAGUCGAGGCCGCUCUGAAGGAUCAGAAAGCUGAAAACAAACAUCUGAGGCAGCAGACAGACGUGUUCGGCGCUGUGCCGGAGAAAAAGGUCGUCUUCACCGGUUUGACAGCAAAUGCAGACGAUACAGAGGAGUUUGAGAUGAAACCUCACAUCGUUUAUCCGAUGGAGGGCGGCACGGCGCUGGUGACGUUCGAGGAGGAAAGCGUUGCAAAGAAGAUUCUGACCAUGAAGGAGCAUAAAGUGGAUCUGGGAGGAGAGUGUAGCAUCACUGUGGAGGCCAAGCAAGUUCACCUGAUGCUGCCAAAGCUGGUGGAGAUCGACACUGACGUUUGUCCUCAUCGCAUUUUGAUCUCCAGCCUGCCCAAGAUGGACACCGAGAUGCUGCUGAACAAGCUGGAGAUCCACUUUUCUAAGCGUAAACACGGAGGCGGGGAGGUGGACGAAUGUGAAAUGAUGCCUGACUCUGGGAACGUGGUGCUGACGUUUGUGGACCAAAACUUCGCCAAAGGUUUGACGGAAACAGAAUAUCAUGAAGUGAAGCUGCUACAGACGAAGCACAAAGUGAGAGUGACUCCUUUUCUGAAUGGAAAGAUCACAAACUUAGAGACCAAGAUGACGGCGUGUCUUCGCACUGUGCUGCUGACAGGAAUACCGGCCGUCAUGGAGCAGGAAACUUUGCAGGAUCUGCUGGAAAUCCACUUCCAGAAAAACGGCAACGGCGGCGGGGAGAUCGAAGCUUUCCUCUACAACCCUGUGGGUCAGCAGGCCUCAGCCCUGUUUGGAGGCAUCUCCCCAGGAGCAGAGGAGAACAAGUAGCUGUAGAUUUACACAAAACAACUUCUCAGAUUCAGGGUGAUGACAGCUGCCAAAAAUGAAGAUCUAAUCCAAGCUGCUGAAAAAUCUCUUUAAGUGUUAUGUUCUGUUUUCAGAGCUGUUGUAAUCCAGCACAAAGUUGUCUAACUUCUUGUUUUGGGGUAUCACGUAAACUUGUUGUUUUUUUCUCGAACCAAGUCUAAGAAUAAUCUAUUAUCCAUUAUCCAUCCAUUAUCUAUACACCGCUUAAUCCUCAUUAGGGUCGCGGGGAGCUGGAGUCUAUCCCAGCUGACUUAGGACGAAGGCAGGGGACACCCUGGACAGGUCACUAGUUUAUCACAGGGCUGACUAAUCUAUUGGGAAUAUUUAAAUUUGGUGUAUUCGGAGAUGAAGAAGGCUUUACACUGGGUGUUUUCUGUCUAAAUACACUAUAAAUAGAAAAAUGCAAUAUCAAACAUUAAUUCACUUUUUGUCUUACAAAACUUCGCAGUAUUGUUACAUACAAAUGUAAACUGCUUCCUGUAAUACAUUAAAUUGGUAUGUGGAAUGAUAAAAAA
Molecule: messenger RNA, 2538 nt
Organism: Amphiprion ocellaris (clown anemonefish)
Lineage: Eukaryota; Metazoa; Chordata; Actinopteri; Pomacentridae
Gene: ifi35
Product: interferon-induced protein 35
Exons: 10
Coding region: 860-1984 (374 amino acids)
Cellular component (GO): nucleus
Source: RefSeq, a predicted model, not a curated record